Molecule: messenger RNA, 818 nt
Organism: Exophiala oligosperma
Lineage: Eukaryota; Fungi; Ascomycota; Eurotiomycetes; Chaetothyriales; Herpotrichiellaceae
Exons: 3
Coding region: 156-818 (220 amino acids)
Biological process (GO): regulation of DNA-templated transcription
Molecular function (GO): DNA-binding transcription factor activity
Source: RefSeq, a predicted model, not a curated record
CUAGCACAUACCAUUCAAAGACACUCAACCUACCAACACCUGUCUCUACCAGAUUGUUCAACGGUUGAAUACUACAAGUCACAGCACGAACAUAUACAAGUCCUUGCUCAGAACUCGACAACCUCAAACAACAGACUCAACUAAAGCCCACCGUCAUGACAUCUCAAGGUGUGACCGUAGGACACAGUACCACUCCAACCCCUGACAUGAAGAACUUCAUGUCUUGUUUCCGGACCAACAGCCUCACAUCGAAUCCUUCCGCACCGACACCAAGCAACCCCUACUGCUACGACUCGAGUCCUUUCUGGCAGCCCAUGGGGUUCCCCGAGUUGAACUUGGACUUUAUCGAAGAUCUCAACGAGACCGACCUGGGGCCUCUCUCUGCUACAAACUACACCAACUUCCCGACGCUCUCGGACCUGGUGGCUGCAGGUCCCUCCUUGACGCACAUCAGACGUACGGACAGCACAGGCAGCUCAGUAUCGGAUUCCACGAUACUGCCACCAUCGGACGUUACUGGGCCUCCCACAUGCAAGACGGAUUCCGAGUCCGAGGGUGCCGGUCACUCCGAGCACUGUGAUCGCCAUUGCCACGUACACAAGACAUGUGGCUUAUGCGAGCGCAAUAAGAUUGAGAAACGAAAGGAGCAAAACCGCAAAGCACAACGAAACCAUCGAAUGCGUAACGAGGCAAGACUAGAGCAACUCCGGUCCAAGGUCAUGGAGCAGACCCAGGAAAUUGACAGCCUCAAAGAACUCAACCAACGACUAAUCAAGCAAAUCGAACAUCUCAGCGGCAGUCCCGGGGUCGAGGGGUAA